This is a messenger RNA of Megalobrama amblycephala (Wuchang bream), 1438 nucleotides long. Its product is annotated as SH3 and cysteine-rich domain-containing protein 3-like. Gene Ontology annotation, cellular component: extrinsic component of cytoplasmic side of plasma membrane. Lineage: Eukaryota; Metazoa; Chordata; Actinopteri; Cypriniformes; Xenocyprididae. Gene Ontology annotation, biological process: positive regulation of protein localization to plasma membrane; skeletal muscle contraction; positive regulation of voltage-gated calcium channel activity. Gene Ontology annotation, molecular function: protein binding. The transcript is spliced from 13 exons. The record is from RefSeq and is a predicted model, not a curated record. The coding region runs from base 365 to 1402 and encodes 345 amino acids.
UGUGUCAGUUUACCAUGGUAUUAGCAUGGUAGUCCAGUCAAAGAAUAUCAUGAUGCACAUCACAAAUAAAUCAUGGUAGUUUUUGAUGCUGAUGAAUAUAAAUGUCAGCAGGAGCGUCUCUGCCGGCUCAAACUCCGACAGGUGCAGCUGCUGGAAUUCUCAAAAUAAACACCGGAUCUGUGACUGAAUCCACCAACUGUGGGGUGUGUUUGGGGACGGCCGGGCCAUCUAAACCAGAUCUGCUUCACAAUUAACACACGCUUGGACUCUGAAGAUCAGGUUCCCGCUGGAGCUGCUGGUGAAGAUCCUGCUGAGAGACGUUCCCUCUGCUGGUUGAUCAGGAGAUCUGCAGGUGUCCGCUGUCAUGAUGGCUCAGUUUGAUGCGCUGGAUGACAAGGACUCUCUGGACAUCCAUGACAAUCCUCCCGCCCCGGAUAACCUGCUCAAAGAGGAGGACAAUACCGUGUAUUUCAUCUAUGAUGAAGAGGUCGAGGAGGAGGAGAAAGAGGAGCCUCCGCCUCCAGAGCCGGUCCGACCCGUGAACGACAGGCCGCACAAGUUUAAAGACCACUACUGCAAGAAGCCCAAGUUCUGCGACGUCUGCGCGCGGAUGAUCGUCCUCAAUAAUAAAUUUGCUCUGAGGUGCAAAAACUGUAAGACCAACAUCCAUCAUCAGUGUCGGAGCUACGUGGAGCUUCAGAGGUGCUUCGGCAAAAUCCCUCCAGGUUUCAGACGUGCGUACAGUUCUCCGCUCUACAGCAGUCAGCAGAACGCCACCGUUAAAGAGCUGCUUCCGUUCUCUCAGACGAACCGCACUGAUCCGGUGUACGAGACGCUGCGCAUCGGUGUCAUCAUGGCCAACAAGGAGCGGAAGAAAGCGUCGGAAGACAAGAAGAACAUGAUGAUGAUGAUGAUGGAGGAAGAGGAGACACAACCCAAAGCAGAGGAAGGUGCUGAUGAAGGAGCAAACCAAGAAGAAAAGAAAGACAAAGCAGCAGCAGAUGACAAGAAUAAGAAGCUUCAGCCGGGUAAACUGGGCGUCUUCUCUCAGUCUCAUUAUUAUCUCGCCCUGUAUCGCUUCAAAGCCAUAGAGAAGGACGACCUGGACGUGCAUCCAGGAGAUCGAAUCACUGUGAUCGAUGAUUCUAACGAGGAGUGGUGGAGAGGUAAGAUUGGGGAUCGAUCAGGGUUUGUUCCGGCCAACUACAUCAUCCGUGUGCGAUCGGGAGAGAGAGUUUACAAAGUGACGCGCUCCUUCGUGGGAAACAGAGAAAUGGGACAAAUAACGCUGAAAAAAGACCAGAUUGUGGUUAAGAAGGGCGACGAGGUGAACGGAUAUCUGAAGGUCAGCACAGGACGCAAGCUCGGCUUCUUCCCUGCCGACAUCUUACAGGAGAUCUGAGUGUGUGUGUGUGUGUGUGUGUGUGUGUGUGUGUGU